ACCUCUGUUUAGGAGAGUACAAAGACUGGGUACUAGUCAAGUAGUGUUCCACUUCUAUCAAAUACAUUCAACAUGAACUUCACACUUUACUURUGUKUGRCUGCCGUGURUUUUGUAACAGUGAGCAAAGCCUGCUCUUGUUACAGACGCCGAGAUACGUCAACGCCAGAGUUUUUAUGCUGUAACGAUWACGUUUUGCGAGGUACAGUCGUAAAGAGUGUUGUGACGGGAAACAUAUCAAGGCCAUUAAGGCAAAGAAGAGUGUUCACGGUGARAGUCCAUGAAAUCUUUAAAGGAAAAGAGAAAAUYAAAGAGAUAGCUGGUGAUACAUCGCACGUAAACAUUUCUACAGCUGUUUUUGAUGGAGAUUGUGGAACAGACAUCCCAUUAAACAAAGAUUACUUCAUCUCAGGUACUUUUUGGCCGAAAAACGAAAUAUCAAACUAUCUGUGUAGAAGUUGGAACGUUGAAUGGGGUAGUGUUAAACAGUCAUUCAAAGACUUCACACCAAAGCUCAAGACCUGCCUUUGUGGAGUUAGUUGUCUCUUGCCAUUACAGACUUUAGUUGCACUAGCAGUAAUCACUUGUAUUCUUAACUAUUCAUAGAUACAGUCAUGGACAGUGUAUAGUUGUCUGGUAUCCUUACAGACCUUAAUAGCAGCACUCACUGGUAUUCUUAACUAUUCAUAGAUACAGUCAUGGACAGUGUAUAGUUGUCUGGUAUCCUUACAGACCUUAAUAGCGGCACUCACUGGUAUUCUUAACUAUUCAUAGAUACAGUUAUAGACAUGUAGAACUGUCUGUUAUUAUUAGACCCUUAUAGCACUGUCAUCCGACUACUCAGAAGUCAAUAAAAACUUUGUAAAAACUAAACACGAUCAACUGCAGGACCUUAGCCAAGGGGAAACAGGCAGUGCAUGUCUGGCAUGUGCAAACCUCCAAUAAAAGCUAGAGACCCACUCAA
Molecule: messenger RNA, 964 nt
Organism: Exaiptasia diaphana
Lineage: Eukaryota; Metazoa; Cnidaria; Anthozoa; Actiniaria; Aiptasiidae
Exons: 3
Coding region: 73-606 (177 amino acids)
Biological process (GO): negative regulation of endopeptidase activity; negative regulation of membrane protein ectodomain proteolysis
Cellular component (GO): extracellular matrix
Molecular function (GO): protease binding; metalloendopeptidase inhibitor activity
Source: RefSeq, a predicted model, not a curated record